Molecule: messenger RNA, 2235 nt
Organism: Juglans microcarpa x Juglans regia
Lineage: Eukaryota; Viridiplantae; Streptophyta; Magnoliopsida; Fagales; Juglandaceae
Product: protein HOTHEAD-like
Exons: 6
Coding region: 101-1891 (596 amino acids)
Molecular function (GO): oxidoreductase activity, acting on CH-OH group of donors; flavin adenine dinucleotide binding
Source: RefSeq, a predicted model, not a curated record
CAUAAAACACAGGCCAACCAGAGAGCCACAUUGAGGUCAUAAAGAUCAGAAGCCUUCUUUCUGUAAGAGUUCAUUCUGGGAGCCUUUGUCUGCGGUUUCAAUGGCUUUAGUUGGGGCAGGGAAGCUCUUUUUCUGUUUGGUUCUAUGUCUCUUGAGCUCACACUCUCAUUCUCAAGGUAAGGAGGAUAUCUUGGAAUUCAGAUAUCCAUUUAUCAAACGAGCGAGCUCGUUCUCAUCAUCAUCACCAUCAUCAUCAUCAUCGCCGCCGAGUGAAGGCAACAUUAAUGCAGCUUAUGACUACAUAAUUGUGGGAGGUGGCACAGCCGGGUGUCCUUUGGCUGCCACCCUGUCUCAAAACUUCAGUGUUCUGUUGCUUGAAAGAGGGGGUGUUCCUUUCUCUAAUGCAAAUGUCUCAUUUCUAAGGAACUUCCACAUUGCCCUAGCAGACACUUCUCCAACUUCGGCUUCCCAAGCCUUUGUUUCCACAGAUGGGGUCAUUAAUGCUAGAGCUAGAGUUUUGGGUGGUGGUUCUUGCAUCAAUGCUGGCUUCUACACCAGAGCAAGCUCAAGUUUUAUAGAGAAAAUGGGCUGGGAUGCGAAGCUAGUUGAGGAGUCAUACCCUUGGGUCGAGAAGCAAAUUGUCCAUCGCCCUAAGCUUGCGCCAUGGCAGAGAGCAGUAAGGGACAGCCUUCUCGAUGUUGGGGUGUCUCCUUUUAAUGGAUUCACAUACGAUCACAUAUAUGGAACCAAGAUUGGUGGCACCAUUUUCGACAGGUUUGGCCGCCGCCAUACCGCUGCCGAACUCCUUGCUUCCGCCAACCCUCAGAAACUCACUGUCUUGGUCCAUGCGACUGUCCAGAAUAUUGUUUUUCAAAAAACACGAAAGCAACCCAAGGCUGUGGGGGUCAUUUUCAAAGACGAGAAGGGUGACCAGCAUCAGGCACUUCUUGUCAAUAGGCAAGGGAGUGAAAUCAUAUUAUCUUGCGGAGCAAUCGGGACCCCUCAAAUGCUACUGCUGAGUGGUAUUGGACCAAAAGCUGAGCUUGAAAAGUUGAACAUUCCUGUAGUGCUUGAUAACAAGUUUGUAGGGAAGGGCAUGGCGGACAAUCCCAUGAACGCUAUUUUCGUUCCCACUAAUAGGCCAGUUGAGCAGUCUCUCAUCCAAACUGUAGGGAUUACAAAGAAGGGUGUGUACAUUGAAACUAGCAGUGGAUUUGGACAGUCCAACGAUAGCAUUCACUGCCACCAUGGCAUCAUGUCCGCCGAGAUUGGACAACUCUCCACGAUUCCCCCAAAGCAAAGAACACCAGAGGCCAUUCAAGCUUACAUCAAAAGCAAGAAAAAUUUACCCCAUGAAGCAUUCAGGGGAGGCUUCAUUCUAGAAAAAAUUGCAAACCCCAUUUCAACAGGCAAGCUAAGAUUGGACAAUACUAAUGUGGAUAAUAACCCCUCUGUCACCUUCAACUACUUCAAGCAUCCUCACGAUCUUCAACGCUGCGUUGAUGGGAUUCGACUGGCCACGAGGAUUGUGCAGUCUCAACACGUCACAAACUACACAAAAUGCAACAAGGAAACUCUGGAGAAGAUACUCGGUAUGAGUGUCAGGGCUAAUGUUAACCUCGUCCCUAGACAUGCCAAUGACACCAAGUCCAUAGAACAGUUCUGCAAGGAUACUGUUAUCACAAUUUGGCAUUACCAUGGUGGGUGCCGCGUGGGCAAGGUGGUUAGCCCUGAGUACAAUGUCCUUGGCAUUCACGGGCUCCGCGUUGUUGAUGGCUCAAUCUUUAACGAAUCACCAGGCACAAAUCCUCAAGCCACUGUCAUGAUGAUGGGCAGGUACAUGGGAAUGAAGAUUUUAAGGAACAGGUUAGGAAGAGAAGCUGGCAUAUGAGGAAGCAGCUUGGAAGUAGAUCAGGUAGGAGGGAUGAGACAAGUGUUGGCUGGUAAUGGUGGAAUUAAUGUAUCUAGUAUUUUUUAGUACUUUGCAAGCAGCAGUAGUAGUACUAUGUACGUAGGAAAUGCAUCCAUCCUAGCUAGCUAGCCUUUUGUAAUGUUCCUAAGUAUCGUUCUUCAUCUUAAAUUUUCUUAUCUUCAAUCAUACCAUAUAAGUUGAUGUGUUAUAUUUUAAGUGACUUUUUUAUUUAAGUGAUUAAUGAUUUGUAAAGUCACUUAAAAUACAUCACAUUAAAUGGCGUGUGACUUAAGAUGAGAAAAAUAAAAAUGUACGAUUUUAUU